Messenger RNA from Prunus armeniaca (apricot), 291 nucleotides. The record is from the annotation of a GenBank genome assembly. NCBI's taxonomy places the organism in Eukaryota, Viridiplantae, Streptophyta, Magnoliopsida, Rosales, Rosaceae.
AUGAAGCAAAGCUUUAGCUCAGGAGCUAUUGUCCUAUGCAUUUUCUUCAUCAUUUCUUCGUCAACAAUAAUAUCAGCUCGUCUCCUAGGCAACAAAGAAGGACAAGAGGAUCAGGUAGAGCUCAAUGCAAUCACUGAUGGGGGUUCACUUGUAGAGUUGGAAGGCAGUGAACAAAUGAAUCAGUUAAUUGGGGUGGAAGAUUGCACUGAUGGAGAUGAGGACUGUUUAAACAGAAGGAUAAUGGCUGAAGCUCACUUGGACUACAUCUACACCCAGCACCAUAAGCCUUGA